AUGGUUACUAAUUAUGCUAUCUUUGGUGAUGUAAUUACAUUUGACACUACAUACUGCACAAACAAAGAAAAUAGACCAUUUGGUGUUUUUUGUGGAUUCAAUCACCAUCGAGAAAUAGUAAUAUUUGGCGCUACUCUUUUGUAUGACGAAUCAAAAGAAUCUUUUAUGUGGUUAUUUGAAUCAUUUUUGGAAGCUCACAUGCAAAAAAAGCCUAAAACUAUUUUCACUGAUCAAGAUCCUGCUAUGGCAAGUGCUUUGGUAGAAAAAAUGCCUGAAACAUAUCAUGGAUUAUGUGUUUGGCAUAUUAUACAAAAUGCUAUUCGACAUUUAGGGAAUAAGUUGAAAGAUGGUUCUUUUAUCUUGAGAGAUUUCAAAGCUUGUAUGUAUAAUUCUAAAGAUCAGUUUCAAUUUCAAGAGACAUGGGAUGCAUUGCUUCAAAUAUACAAAGUGGAAGACAAUUCUUGGUUGAAGAGUAUUUAUAAAGUAAAGGAAAAAUGGGCUCAUUGCUAUAUGAAGAAGGUGUAUACUAUUGGAAUGCGAAGUACUCAACUUAGUGAAAGUUUUAACAGUGAUUUGAAAGAUUUUAUGCGGUCAAAUUUAGACAUAAUACAUUUUCUCAAACAGUUUGAGCGAGCUGUUGGUGGCAAGCGAUACAAAGAGCUACAAGCUGAAUACAAUGAAAGACAAAAGCUUCCUAGACUUAAGAUGAUUCAUUCGCCGUUAUUGAAGCAUGCUGCACAGGUAUAUACUCCUAAUGCAUUUGAUUUAUUUCAAAAUGAGUUUGAUUGGAGUUCUGCUGCAUAUAUUGUUUCUCGUACAGAGAACAAUCAAAUGUUUGAAUAUCAAGUUGCUAUUUUUGAUAAAGAUGGAGAAUGCACGGUAUCUGGCAAUGUGAAAGAUAUGAUUAUUUCUUGUAGUUGUGAAAUGUUCGAAACAAUGGGAUUCUUAUGUUGUCAUAGUUUAAAAGUUUUAAAUGUUUGGGAUGUGAAGCAAAUUCUGGCUCAAUACAUUAUAAAAAGAUGGACUAGAGAAGCAAGAGAGAUGAUUGUUCAUGACUCAGAUGGAAAAGUUGUUCAAAGUGAUACUAGAGCGGAUGCUACAGCACACUAUAAGAAUAUAUGUUUUAAAGCAAUCAAAUUGGCUGCUCGAUCAUCAGAUUUUGAAGUAACAUCUAAUUUUGUUGAGCAAGUUAUAGAGGAGGCAUAUAAGAAGGCUGAAAUUUUCACUUCAAAUAUUGAAAAUCAAGCUAUUUUGUCACUUCAAUCAUGGAAUCAAAUUACAACACCAAAUGGAGUGAAGUUACAACACCAAAUUUAG
This is a messenger RNA of Arachis duranensis, 1317 nucleotides long. RefSeq names its product protein FAR1-RELATED SEQUENCE 5-like. Lineage: Eukaryota; Viridiplantae; Streptophyta; Magnoliopsida; Fabales; Fabaceae. The record is from RefSeq and is a predicted model, not a curated record. The coding region runs from base 1 to 1317 and encodes 438 amino acids. Gene Ontology annotation, molecular function: zinc ion binding. Gene Ontology annotation, biological process: regulation of DNA-templated transcription. The transcript is spliced from 2 exons.